Molecule: messenger RNA, 142 nt
Organism: Funneliformis geosporum
Lineage: Eukaryota; Fungi; Glomeromycota; Glomeromycetes; Glomerales; Glomeraceae
Source: the annotation of a GenBank genome assembly
UUGGGAAUACAAAGUUAGUGUUUCUUCACAUGUUAAAAACGAAGUUUUAUCUGUAGCAGAAUUUAAAAAGGUGGUAGUUCAGGAUCUUGUAAAAGCAUUUGUUAAAGCAAAUAUUCCUUUAGAAAAAAUAAAUGCACUCUAA